ACUAGAAAAAGAACAGAGAGAACCCUCAGGCAGGAGACAGAACUCCUGUGUCGGCCGCUCUGCAGGUAAUUGGGAGCCACGGCCCUUCAGAAGGCUAAGUGGCAUCUGCCUCCUGGUGGCUUGGUGACAUGGUGACAUGGGACAGGUAGGGUGAACCAGCCAGAGGCCUCAGGGUGGAUGCAGGUCCCUGGUUUCCCAAGAUGGAUUCCAGCAGGCUGGAGCGGGAACUACAGUGGAUGAAGCUGGUCUGGGAGGAGGCCCCGGCAGACGAGACGGAGGGACCUGUUACUUCCCAGGGCUGGAGUACUCUGUUCCAGGCAGUGUGGUGGGGUGCUCCUAGCCUGGUGACGCAGCUGCUGAGGCAAGGCGCCAACGUGGAGGAGAGGGAUCACACAGGUCGGACUCCACUCCAUUUGGCUGUGAUGCGGGGCCAUGCGCCGCUGGUCCGCCUACUGUUGCAGCGUGGGGCACUGGCGGGCGCAGUUGACCACACAGGGCGCACACCGUUGCAUGAAGCCGCCUGGCACGGGCACUCGAACGUGGCAGAACUAUUGCUGCGGAGAGGGGCCUCUGCAGAGGCAUGCUCUCAAACGGGCCUCACACCCUUGCACGGGGCAGCUGCUCUGGGCCGCACGCUACUGGUUACACGCCUUAUGGCGGCUCCAGGUUCAGACCCUGAUGUGAAAGACUUAAGGGGCUGGACUGCCACCCACUGGGCAGUGGCUUGCGGGCAGCUGCCUGUGCUGGAGCUGCUCACUGCUGGAGGCAGCGUAGACCUGGACAGCGCCCUGCUGGUGUCGGCACUAGCUGGAAGCACAUCUGCUUUGCGGCUUCUCCUGCAACUGGGGGCAAAGGUGGACACCCUGGACAGCACAGGGGCCACCGCACUUGGCCUAGCAGCUGGCCUUGGCCACCACCAAGACAUUGAGGUGCUGCUGGGCCAUGGGGCAGACCCAAGUCUCAGGGACAGGAACAACCGCUCUGCACUCCACAGGGCUGCCACUGGUGGGUUCGUACCUGUUACACAGCUGCUGUUGGCCACGGGUAUUGAGGUGGAUGCCCGAGACUCACUGGGCCUCACACCUCUGCACUACGCCGCUCGGGGAGGCCAUGUAGAAGUUGUCAGCCAUCUCCUGGACAAUGGUGCACACAUCGAUGCUGCUGGCUGGCUCCACAAGACCCCUCUGCACCUUGCUGUGGAGUGUGGCCACAGAACCACCGUGGAGCUUUUGCUGAGCCGAGGAGCCAACUCUACCUUAAUGACACAGUGGGGUGAAGUAGCCCCCGGAGGGUGUCCGUCCCAGGCACCGCCUGACUUCCUAGACUAACCAAC
This is a messenger RNA of Acomys russatus (golden spiny mouse), 1333 nucleotides long. RefSeq names its product ankyrin repeat domain 65 (gene Ankrd65). NCBI's taxonomy places the organism in Eukaryota, Metazoa, Chordata, Mammalia, Rodentia, Muridae. Gene Ontology annotation, molecular function: protein binding. The record is from RefSeq and is a predicted model, not a curated record. The coding region runs from base 201 to 1328 and encodes 375 amino acids. The transcript has 3 exons.